CUCCCCUCCAUUCUUUUUACAGCUGUUUCCUUCCGCUUCUGCGCUCUCACUCGAGUGACCCAAACUUUAAUGCCGCUUGCUCCCCCUCCCUCCCUCCCAAUCCGUCCCACAUUGAUGCGCCUCCCCCUCCACGCCGACGCGGCGCAGCUGAGCUAGUCGCCGGCCGGAGGCGCCGCAGCAGCUCGAGCCGGCGGCAGUAAGGCAGCGAGUGAGUGAGGCGACGCGGAUAGCGACAGCGGGGGUGGUUGGUUGGUGCUGCUGCUCAAAGAACCCUAGAGGAAGCUUGAGGCGGCCGCCAGGGGUUUCUCGCUCCGUAGGCUGCUCCAAAACAGAGAUGGUAACAGCCGAAAGCCUACGUGCAGAGCUGUCAUCCAAGACGCCACCGUUUGGCCUGAGGCUGUGGAUAGUGAUUGGCAUCAGCAUCUGGGUGGUAAUCUUCUGUAUACUGGGUUUCAUGUGCUUCUGGUCCAUUUACCGGAGGAAGCCGAAGAAGUCUGCUGAUAAGAUCCCAGUAUCUCAAAUCCCCGAUGUAUCUAAGGAGAUUGCAGUGGAUGAAGUGCGCCAACAUCCUGUUGUUGAGAACUACCAAGUGCAAGAAAGCCACACGUUGACGGUGCAGGAGAAGCCUCAUGACAAAGAUUCCGGGAAAAUGCUGGGACACUUGGUCAGGACAAAGUCGAGUGAUGCUGAUAAUUUGAGCCAGUGCAGCUCGGCCUACCAAUGCGAUAGGGCUGGUAGUGCUUACUCUGGCGAUGAAGGCAGCUCAGGCAACGCUAGGAGGCAAUAUUCUCAGUAUGCGACCGUCUCCGCAUCUCCUCUUGUUGGUCUCCCGGAAUUUUCGCACUUGGGUUGGGGCCAUUGGUUCACUCUGAGGGAUUUGGAGCAUUCGACGAAUCGUUUUUCUAAGGAGAACAUCAUUGGAGAGGGUGGAUAUGGGGUGGUUUACCGUGGUCGACUCAUAAAUGGGACUGAUGUAGCAAUAAAAAAGCUACUGAAUAACAUGGGGCAGGCAGAAAAGGAGUUCAGGGUUGAAGUUGAGGCUAUUGGCCAUGUCAGGCAUAAAAAUUUGGUCCGUCUGUUGGGAUAUUGUGUUGAAGGAAUCCACAGGAUGCUUGUGUAUGAGUAUGUGAACAACGGAAACUUAGAGCAGUGGAUUCACGGCGCCAUGCGGCAGCAUGGUGUUCUUACCUGGGAAGCUCGAAUGAAAAUCAUUCUUGGAAUUGCUAAAGCGCUUGCUUAUCUACAUGAAGCCAUAGAGCCAAAGGUUGUGCACCGUGAUAUCAAAUCAAGCAAUAUCCUAAUUGAUGAGGAUUUCAAUGGGAAGCUUUCUGAUUUUGGAUUGGCCAAGAUGUUGGGUGCUGGGAAGAGCCAUAUCACAACUCGAGUUAUGGGAACUUUCGGGUAUGUUGCUCCUGAAUAUGCCAACACAGGUCUGUUAAACGAGAAGAGCGAUGUCUACAGUUUCGGCGUGCUGCUACUGGAAGCAGUGACUGGGAGGGAUCCUGUCGACUAUGGUCGGCCGGCCAAUGAGGUGCAUCUGGUGGAGUGGCUCAAAAUGAUGGUCGGCACAAAGAGAGCCGACGAGGUGGUGGACUGCGACAUGGAGGUAAAGCCGACCAUCCGUGCUCUCAAGCGCGCCCUCCUAGUGGCGCUGAGGUGCGUCGACCCGGAUUCCGAGAAGAGACCCACUAUGGGCCAUGUAGUCCGGAUGCUUGAGGCAGAGGAUGUCCCAUCACGGGAGGAUCGGAGGAGCCGGAGGGGCGGCCAUGCCGGUGGCAACGCAGACGCCGAGUCCAAGGCGAGCUCGAGCGAGUUCGAGCAGCAUCAGCAUCAGCAGGGGCCACCGCCAGCGCCCGAGCCCGCGGCGGGGCCGGAGAAGCUGAUCGCGCUGUGCAGGGAGGGGCGGGCCAAGGAGGCGGUGGAGCUGCUCGAGAAGGGGGCGCGCGCCGACGCCGCGUCCUUCUACGAGCUCGCCGGCGCCUGCUCCACCCCGAAGCUUCUCGAGGAGCUCCGCAAGGUGCACGACUACCUGCUCCGGUCGCCCUUCCGGGCUGACCUCCAGGUCAACAACCGGUUCCUUGAGAUGUACGGCCGGUGCGGCAACAUGACGCACGCCCGCAGGACGUUCGACCACAUGCCUGACCGGGACAUGGCCUCCUGGCACCUCAUGAUCGAGGGCUACGCCGGCAACGGGCUCGGGGACGCCGCGCUGCAGCUCUUCGAGGAGAUGAAGCGGUGCGGCAUGGCGCCCACCGCCCGCACCUUCGUGCUCGUGCUCGACGCAUGCGCCAACUCGGAGGCCAUCGAGGAGGCCUUCCUCUACUUCGACGCCAUGUCCCGGGACCACGGCAUCGAGCCCGGCAUGGAGCACUACGUCGGGAUCAUCGAGGUGCUGGGCAAGUCGGGGCACCUCAACGAGGCCGUGGAGUACAUCGAGAAGCUGCCUUUCGAGCCCAAUGCCAUGAUCUGGGAGUCGCUCCUGAACCUGGCGCGCAUGAACGGCGACAUUGACCUCGAGGACCGGGCGGAGGAGCUGCUGGUCUCGCUCGACCCCUCCAAGGCCAACCCCAAGAAGCUCCCGACCCCUCCCCCGAAGCGGCGGCUCGGGAUCAACAUGCUCGACGGGAGGAACAAGCUGGGGGAGUACAGGCUGCCGCCCAAGAUCGAGAAGAAGGUGGUGAACGAGCAGCGCUACGUCCCCGACACGAGGUACGUGCUCCACGACAUUGACCAGGAGGCCAAGGAGCAGGCGCUGCUGUACCACAGCGAGCGGCUGGCCAUCGCCUACGGCCUGAUCAGCACCCCGGCCAGGACCCCGCUGCGCAUCAUCAAGAACCUCAGGAUCUGCGGGGACUGCCACAACGCCAUCAAGAUCAUGUCGAGGAUCGUGGGGCGGGAGCUCAUCGUGAGGGACAACAAGCGGUUCCACCAUUUCAAGGAGGGCAAGUGCUCGUGCGGCGACUACUGGUGAUCGAUCGAACAUGGUUCCUGAACCCUAUUAUAUAUGUGUCGACAGGCAUACAUGCUCUUAGCGCAUAAGCUGUAUCAAGAUAUCUGUUGGUACUUGGUACUGGUAGCAAUAGAGACUCUCCCCUCCCCUCCUCAUAGCUAUUUCUUCAGUUAUGUUUCGAAUGCGUAAUGUCGUCGUAGCCACUAUCUGUUCAAAAAACUAGCGCUUCUUGAUGCACAAAUUAAUACCUUAUUGGUAUGAAUCGACUGAUGGUCGUGUGUUUGAUA
This is a messenger RNA of Triticum urartu, 3237 nucleotides long. RefSeq names its product putative receptor-like protein kinase At2g42960. The record is from RefSeq and is a predicted model, not a curated record. Gene Ontology annotation, molecular function: protein binding; ATP binding; protein kinase activity. NCBI's taxonomy places the organism in Eukaryota, Viridiplantae, Streptophyta, Magnoliopsida, Poales, Poaceae. Gene Ontology annotation, biological process: protein phosphorylation.